This is a messenger RNA of Cajanus cajan (pigeon pea), 1239 nucleotides long. RefSeq lists its product as uncharacterized. Gene Ontology annotation, cellular component: membrane. The record is from RefSeq and is a predicted model, not a curated record. NCBI's taxonomy places the organism in Eukaryota, Viridiplantae, Streptophyta, Magnoliopsida, Fabales, Fabaceae.
CAAGUCCACAUUUUCUUUAUCGACUUGGACAUACUCCAUUGAUUCAUCAUAUUCUGGUGGCAGUUGUGCUAUGAAAUGCAAUUAUGCAAGUUAUUAUUUCUUCGGAUCCCCUCUCCAAGUGAUCAUUGACAUAUUUGAAUUCUGAACCAUAUAAUAUUUUUAGGCAUAAAUGUAUAUAUACAUUUGUGUGUCAAGUUAUUGGUGGAUGCUUAAAAGUUAGUGCAUUUGGUGAAAUUUCAUCAAAUGUGAACACUGAACACAUAUUUUGCAGCGUAGAGAAAUGGAAGACUAUGUUAUAAAGACAAUUGUUGUUGGGGUAGUGUCAUGGACAUCAGCUUUUGUGAUAGCGAGAAGAAUAAUAUUUCCCAAACGCUCUUUUGAUUUCUGCAACCGCGUUGUGUCCACUCUCCAUGCAACUUUGGCAGUAACAUUGGCUUGGCUCUCUGUUGAAGAUUGGAGGUGUCCAAUCUGUCCUGUGGGUUCAAAAUCUUCACCCAAACAGAUGCAAGUCCUAGCAGUGAGUCUUUCUUAUCUCAUUUAUGAUCUUGCUUGUUGUCACUUUGGUGAAAGAGUCACUCUAGAUAACACAGUCCACCAUUUGGUAAGCAUUGUUGGUAUUGGAGCAGGUCUUUCCUAUCAGAAGUGUGGCUCAGAAAUGGUAGCAACAAUAUGGAUAACAGAGAUAUCAAGCCCAUUCUUGCAUUUAAGGGAGCUUUUAAAAGAGCUUGGUUACAGAGAUACCCUCCUUAAUUUGGUUGCUGACAUUCUAUUUGCUGCCAUAUUUACAUUUGCUAGGAUGGUGGUCGGACCGUGUAUCACAUACGUAACUUUAUCAGCCAACUAUCCACUUCUCAUAAAGGCUAUGGGAUUGGGUUUGCAGCUGGUAAGUGCAUUCUGGUUCUUCAAAAUUGUAAGAAUGAUAAAACACAAAUUAACCAAGAGAACAACAAAAAAAGAGGUGAACCACGCCAACAACGCGACGGAGACUGCCAACUCAAAGUUGCACCGAAGUUAGCAAUCCUCGCUCAAGAAUUUGACAUUAUGUUCCGAUGAGCGAGACGUGGGACAAAAGGAUACUUCAAUCAGUUAAAUGUAAACAAUAUAUGUAUUUUUGCAGUAGCUCAGCAGCUGAAUUUGAUUGGUUUGUGUACCUGGGCCACAUCCAUUUCGUACAUUAAUUUUACACGAUUCUGAUAGACAAAGUUGAUUGUAAAUUUUUUUUCAUAAGUUAGACUUCAC